Molecule: messenger RNA, 2427 nt
Organism: Nicrophorus vespilloides
Lineage: Eukaryota; Metazoa; Arthropoda; Insecta; Coleoptera; Silphidae
Product: forkhead box protein D1-like
Exons: 1
Coding region: 277-1305 (342 amino acids)
Biological process (GO): regulation of transcription by RNA polymerase II; anatomical structure morphogenesis; cell differentiation
Molecular function (GO): DNA-binding transcription factor activity, RNA polymerase II-specific; RNA polymerase II cis-regulatory region sequence-specific DNA binding
Source: RefSeq, a predicted model, not a curated record
AUUGGUAUAACACAUCCAGAUGCCGACGGAACCUAACCUCUCCUCUCCGGCGACGACAACCUCGAAAAUCCGAUUCGAAAACAUUUAUCAACAUCAUCAUCGUCAUCAUCGUUCGGCCGAUAAAAUAGUUAGUUGCACUGGAUAAGAGAGCAGGCGACGAUCGCGUUUUGUUUCUCGCGAUUGUUUCGUUUCGUGUGGAUGUCGUGAUUUUUCAAUUUAUUUAUUUUUUUUUCGUUUCUUUCGGUUGGAAGAUGUUGUGAUACUGUGAUUGGUCAAAUGUUAAUGAUGGACUGUGAUGCUGCGGUGCGCCUCCUGGCGGUCGGUGACGGUGAGAUGAUUCUGGAGCAGGCGGAAAGUCCUCUGGAUCUUCGCGGAUCGUCGGAUCCGAAAUCCUCGUCGGACGGUGAAGCUUCCAAAGCGAAGAAGUCUGGAAGUGGUGGUGGAGCAGCAGCAACAGCAGCAGGAAGCGGAGGACAUCAGAUGAUAAAACCACCGUACUCGUACAUCGCUCUCAUCACCAUGGCGAUCCUGCAGUCGCCGCAGAAGAAGUUAACGCUAAGCGGAAUCUGCGAGUUCAUCAUGACCCGUUUCCAAUACUACAGGGAUAAAUUCCCGGCGUGGCAGAACUCGAUCAGGCACAAUCUCAGCCUGAACGAUUGCUUCAUCAAGAUCCCGAGGGAGCCGGGAAAUCCGGGAAAAGGAAACUACUGGACUCUGGAUCCGUUGGCCGAAGAUAUGUUCGAUAACGGCAGUUUCCUGAGGCGACGGAAACGCUACAAGCGACCGUCACCGAAUCUGAUGUAUCGCGAUCAUCAUCACCACCACCAUCAUCACGCCUCCGCGGCGAUGGUUGCCAAUUUGUUGGCUGCGAAUCAGCAGGACGGUUACCAGCACAGCAUCUUCGGGCCACCGAUGCCGCAUCACGGCCCCUACGGUUAUCUACCCGCCAUACCACCGUUGAUCCCACCCAUGGAUCUCUCGAGGUUAGGGUUGACCCAUCUGGGGCUCAUCCAGCAUCCUCAGGGUGCUCCGAUCUGCAAACCGGUUCCGGUGCAACCGACGCAAACUUCGGCCACUUCGGACCCGGAGGACGGAUUCGUUCCGAGCACCACGACGGAAAUCACCGUCAAAGCCAAAUCCAAGAACGGCUUCACCAUCGACUCGAUCAUGGGCAAGCAGCAGCAUCAUCACCACCAUCACCAUCUGGACGAUAAACCGAAGGAUUCCAGCGAUCAGAAGGUGCCGAGCAUCCACAACCAGGCCUCGGCGUUCUCACCACUCUCCUCCGACGACUGGACCAGGUGAAAUCCAAACAAAAGACACUCGCGUUAGACAUAAAGUGUAAACUAUUCUAGUCCAAUCUCAACCAAAACAACACUAUUUUAAUUUAGAGAUUCACGCAUCUGAGAAUCGAGAAACCGAAACAAUUCUAUACAUUAAUUUAAACUCAAACUUAUUCCAAUGAACGAAACCAAAUUUUACCAAAGAAAAAUGUCAUUUUUUUUAUUUAUAAACGUCAAUGUCAUCAAAUCAAAUGUUUCCUUCUGUCAAGCAACAAGAAAAAAAACCAAACUUCAAACAAAACAUACUAAUUACUACUUAGUACAACUCUUAUUAAUAUUACUUAAUAACCUAAUAAAAAAAGCAACAAUCCUAUGAUUUUAACGGAUGACAUUGACAUGUGUCAUAUUUUUUUUUUUGUUUGACCAAGUUGAAAAUUCAAAGUUGCAAUUGCUUAAACAUUUGAAUACGUGUAAAUUAGUAUGUUUAUUUUUUUUUUCAUUAUAUAAAAAAAAAUCGUAUAUUUUCGUACAACUCUUAUUAAGAUUACUUAAUAAGUGCGGAUUCAGCGUUGACGGAUUAACGUGCCUAUUAAGAAAAAAAAAGCAACAAUCCUAUGAUUUUGACGGAUGACAUUGACAUGUGUCAUAUUUUUUGUUUUGUUUGACCAAGUUGAAAAUUCAAAGUUGCAGUUGCUUAAACAUCUGAAUACGUGUAAAUUAGUAUGUUUAUUUUUUUUUCAUUAUAUAAAAAAAAAAUCGUAUAUUUUCGUACAACUCUUAUUAAGAUUACUUAAUAAGUGCGGAUUCAGCGUUGACGGGCACGUUAAUUAAGAAAAAAAAGCAACAAUCAUAUGAUUUUGACGGAUGACAUUGACAUGUGUCAUAUUUUUUUUUUGUUUGACCAAGUUGAAAAUUCAAAGUUGCAAUUGCUUAAACAUCUGAAUACGUGUAAAUUAUUAUGUUUAAUUUUUCCAUUAUAUAAAAAAAAAUCGUAUAUUUUCGUACAACUCUUAUUAAGUUUGCUUAAUAAGUGCGGAUUCAGCGUUGACGGAUUAACGUGCAUAUUAAGAGAAAAAAAGCAACAAUCCUAUGAUUUUGACGGAUGACAUUGACAUGUGUCAUAUUUUUUGUUUUGUUUGACCAA